Messenger RNA from Calliphora vicina (urban bluebottle blowfly), 2406 nucleotides. RefSeq lists its product as uncharacterized. The record is from RefSeq and is a predicted model, not a curated record. NCBI's taxonomy places the organism in Eukaryota, Metazoa, Arthropoda, Insecta, Diptera, Calliphoridae. The transcript has a single exon. Bases 1 to 2310 code for a protein of 769 amino acids.
AUGGAUAAGUUUUAUGUUAAACCCAAACGGAAUUUGGUAUCAGCAAAUGCCUCUUCGAGUAAAGUUGCUACUACGUCUAGAUCAUCGGCGGAGAUUUUUCAAUCAACUUCAAAUUCCAGACGAUUAGGUGUUGGAAAUAUUUGUUCGAAAAUUCGACACAAGAUUGAAGAUAAUCUAACGCCAAAAAUCAGUGGCAAACUAUAUAAAACAGGAAAGCACUCAAAGUCCUUGACAGCUUUAAGUUCGAUCGGAGCCUCUACAGGAAAAUAUACAUUGACCAACAAAAAUUCAAUAGGAGCAGAAACCACGUCCACUGAAAGUCGGAAAGUCAAACUGAAACCAAAGGCUGGCGAUGGCAGCGACAAACAAAAUCCAUAUGCUGAAUGUUACAAUACGUCAAAGGAUACCUCUUAUUUUGCAGCAUCUUCUUUACUUUCGUAUGUGGACAGCGACGAAGAUGAGGCCCAAUUGAGUUUGAAUAUUGCAAAAACAUCUUUGGAAGAUGAAAUAUUUGAGGAAUUGGAGAAGGCGGCUCACGAUGAACAUAAAUUGAAUGCGGUAUUAAAAACCUUUGAUAAAAUAAUAUUUGAUUACAAUGAUCCUCUCAUACAAACAAUAUCAAAUACUGAAGAUCAUUAUUGUAUUGAGAAGAAAUUGGAAAAUUUGGAAAAUACAAAUUCUGAAACUGAACAACUUACAAAACCAGCUGAAAAUAUCCCGCUUAAGGCAGAUAGUGAAUUAAGUGAGAUUUCUAAUCCAAUAUUUUGCUGUUUAAAAUCCGAACAGACAGAUUGUCGCCCCCAGUUGGAUUGUAAUACGAUUGAAUGGAAAAAGUUAGAAAAAUCAUCAUCAACACUCUCAUUGACUCGUAGAAAAUGUUAUCAGUCGCCUGAUUCCCCCUGCCUUAGACAAAUGCGACAUGCUUUUGCCAAGCAACAAAGAUCCAAAUCUGUUUGGGAACUUUCGAACUCCACAAAAAUACCGAUACUGAAAGCAAUUCCUUUAAAAACGAGAAGUAAAAGUUUUUGCUAUCACAACUCUGAAGGAACUGCUCAUACAAACAAUUUCAAAUCAUUGCAAAGUCAAAAGAUACUGAAAACAACGAAGCAGUCAUUAAAUGAUCGACAGGAAUCUGUAACGUCAUCGUCAUUGGCUCUAACAAACAAGAAACAACGACCUAUAGAUAAUAAAAUAGGCAAACAAGAUAAAUCGGUUGUUUUAGUAGCUUCCCCAAUAAAAUCUAGAAACGCAAUCAAAUCACAACACAAAACUCCUGCUAAUGGUAAAGCAUUGCAGUCAAAGAGUAUAACUUCCAAGUCUAAAAGAACAACAACAGCUGCUGUUGCCAAUCCAAGCUUAACAUCGACUAUUCAUAUGCCUUUGGCUGUCCCAAGCCGAAGUAACACAAGUGAUGAAUUGUUAGAUAAAUGUCUGGAAAAAGGACAACAAAUUCUACGUAAAGUUGAAUCGUUAAAUACACAACGAAUUCAAGUCUCUUCUCAUACCAAAAAAUCGCUAGUACGCACAAAAUCGAAUUCGAAUAAAAAAAUAUCCAAAGAUAAUUUAACACUAAAACGUAAACAAUGGCUCCACAAACUUAACUAUGCCAACGAAGAAAAAAUAGCCAUACCGCCAUUGGAGUCGUGUAAAAUUAUACCACCCGUUUUGGGAGAAACUUCCGAUAAACAUGCAGAACUCCUGGUACAAGUUACCAACGCAACACACUUAACCACCAGUAAACAACGCACAAUCUCCGAAGAAAGUCAAUUCGCAAAGACACACCUCAACUCCACUCCAGAGAUCGAUGUGGUUGCAAAAAAUCACGAAUCAGACUCUGAUGAUUCUGGCCAUAUUUCAAAUGAAAAUAUGGAAAUUCCCAUUAAUCAUACCUCCAAUUCAUCAUCAUCCACCAGUUUAUGUGAAACCUCUUCAUCUGCAUCCUCAUGUCCAACCACUGCGUCUGUUUGCGAUAAUUCCAAUAGCAAUGGAAUUGUAACAAAAUCCUUGAAAAUGUCUGAAGUCUUGCAGAAAUUUGAACGUAAAGCCCAGAAGCAAACAUCACUAAUGAAUUCUCACGAACAUUGGAAUCACACUUCGGAAAAACCGGAGGCAAAAUUAGCAGCUAGUACUAUUUAUCCAAAAACAACAAAUUGUUCUUCAAAGCAGCCACAUUUCGACAAUAGUUCUAAAACCGAUUCUCGAUAUUGUACUACAUACAAGGUGGCAGAGGUUGAAUCUGUCAGUGUGAUUAGAACACUGGUUGAAAUUUUUCCAAAUUACACCAAAGAGGUAACUAUAAGGCUUCAUUAAAUUAAAUGAACCGAAGAGGGCUGGGCGAUUGAGUGAAGGAAUUAAAAAAUGCAUUUAGUAGUUUGCUUGUAUUGUAGUAAUUUAAAACAUUUAUUU